Molecule: messenger RNA, 1951 nt
Organism: Condylostylus longicornis
Lineage: Eukaryota; Metazoa; Arthropoda; Insecta; Diptera; Dolichopodidae
Product: sodium-dependent nutrient amino acid transporter 1-like
Exons: 9
Coding region: 95-1903 (602 amino acids)
Biological process (GO): sodium ion transmembrane transport
Cellular component (GO): membrane
Source: RefSeq, a predicted model, not a curated record
UAUUUAGAAUUACAUAAAUGGAAAUUUAAUGAGUAUUUAUAAAAAAAAAUUGUUAUAAAGAUUUUGAAAAUAUUUUUGAUUAUAAGACAAAAAUAUGACAAAUAAUAAUGGUAAUAGAAUUCCUGAAAAUGUCACUUCAUAUGAUAUAGGGAAUAAACCAUAUAAACAUGAUCCUGGACGUGGAAAAUGGGAGAAAACAUGGGAUUUUUAUGCAAUUGCUUUAAGCCAUUGUUGCGGUUUCCGUCACUAUUUGAUAUUUUUUGCAUUGGAACCAGCAUCAGCAGUAAUAAUGUCCAUAGCAUAUAUGAUGGGAAUGUUGGUUUUUACAUUACCGGUAUAUUUUACGCAAAUGUUUAUGGGCCAAUUUUCUAGCACUGGACUUAUAUCAGUAUUUCGGAUUGCUCCACUAUUUAAAAGUAUCGGUUACAUUUCAUUAUUUUUAAAUGUUAUGACAUGCAGUUAUUUUAUGGUGGCAACUGCAUUUCCCCUAUACAUUGUGUUUGAGUCUAUGCAAACACAUUUGCCUUGGGCACAUUGUGGUAAUCAUUUUAAUUCAGAAGAAUGUGAGGCGAUUGAACCAGGAUCCUUAAAUGCUAGCAUGAAUUUUUCUGACUUUUAUUAUGAAUAUAGCAAUAAUAGAACUUUUCCAAUAAAUGAAUAUUUAAAAUAUGUGUUUAAUGGACAUGAUGUAGAUAAUAACUGGUAUUUUUCUUGGCGCAUAAUGUUAUGUACACUUCUGAUUUGGGUAUUAAUUGGUUUAGUAUUGUAUAAUGGAGUCGAAAUGUUUGGAAAAAUUUUUCGAUAUAUUACUGCCAUUACUUUCGUAUGCUUAUUUUUAACAACGUUACGUAUAAUUUUUGUUGUUGAAUGUUGGGAAGCAAUACAAAAAUAUUUUGAAUUAAAAUUGUCUUCGUUUACGAACGUUAGUUAUUUUUUAUUAUCGCCAAUAUUAACUGUGACUGCAUUCGGAGCUGGUUGGGGUAAUAUUCUAACAAUAGCCAGUUAUAAUAAUUUUAAAGAAGAUAUUGGAAAAUUAUCACUAGUUGUAUGUUGUACACAAAUGGUUGUAUUUAUGAUAACAAUGAUUACUUAUAUGUCUGUAGAAGAUUAUAUAGCUAAAUAUUACGGAUUCAUUUAUAUAUCUAUUGGAUAUUAUCAAGCGUUCACCUAUAUAUUUGUAUCAUAUGCUAUGUUUUUUGCUCAUUUCAGUUGGUCACAUUUUUGGACAAUAUUAUUUUUCUUACUCCUUUUUUUAUCACAAUUUGCUGAAGGGGCUGUACAAAUUCUAACCAUAUUAACAGCAAUAUUUGAUGAAUAUGAAUAUACCAGGAUCUAUAAGAAAGCUAUUUUAGGAUGUUUGAUAGCAUUUCUCGGUUCAAUUUCAAUGUUUUUUUGUACAACUGCUGGAUUUGCCACAGUUAGUGUGCUACAUUCAAUGGCAGAUGCCAAUAAAUUAAUUAUAAUAUUAUUAGAAUUGUUUGUCAUUGUUUGGAUAUAUGGUAGGCUUCGAUUUAAACGUGAUGUAAAAUUUAUGACGGGGAAAUCAAUUAAAAGUUGGAAAGUAUGGACAAUGAGAUUUAUAACACCUAUUGCUAUCGCAAUUGCAUUAUUAGUUUACAUUUUUGAGUCGCAAUAUUAUCGAAGAUUUGGACAUAUUUUAGCCAUUUUAAUAUUUGCCAUCUUGAAGUUAACACCAACGAUGUAUGUCCCGGGUUAUAUGAUUUAUAAAAUUUGUACCGCGACUGGUAAUGUUAUUGAUAGAAUAAAAAAACUUUGUCGUCCCAACGACUGGUAUCCGGCUGAUCCGAUUGAACAUCAAAAUUAUGAAAAUUAUUUAGAUAAUUCUGAUAUUGCAAAUGAAUUGGUACACGCAAAUUUAAUAACAGAAACAGUAUCGUUUUAAUUAAUUACAUGUUUUGUAUUUUAAUAACUAAUAAAAAAAUUUUAAAUA